GUUGCAUAUAUUUCUAUUGAAGGCAACCAGCUGUUGCCCAGAAAGCGACUGGAAAAUCGUUUAACUAGCAAUAAUUGUCCGGGUAAACAGUUUUCGUUUUGUGCUUCCAAAAGGCAGUCAAAAUUAAUACUAAAACGAAUUUUGAUAAGAAUUUGCUUUGUGCAUUUUGUAUUGAUAAAGAAUAUAUAUUAGUAUGUUAAAAACUUAUAAAAACCUACGAAUUUGGUGUGUCAUCGGCUUGCUACUUUCCGCAUAUGCGACUUAUGUGGAAGUGAAAGCUGAGCAGGAUGCCGAUUAUGUAGCAAUGUGUGAUUUGAGCGAAAAAGUAAGCUGUACGGCAGUAUUUACGUCAAGUUAUGGGAAGGGCUUUGGUCUUUUACAACAUUUUACAGGUGAUUUGACACCGCCGAAUGGUGUGCUUGGCAUAAUGUUUUACAUAUUUAUGAUUGUCUUAACUUUCGUGGAAAAGCGCCUCGCCAUCGUCACACAAUUAUUCAUUGCAUUGGUGUCUAAUUUUCUCUCAGUGUACCUGGCGUACUUGCUGUACUUUGUACUGGACGAUCUUUGUGUGGUGUGCGUUUGUAUUUAUAUUGUCAAUUUCUUCUGCCUAACGGAGACUUGGCGUAUCUAUAAAUUAAAACACGGGGCGAUUAGUGCCAAGACAUCAGGGAAAACAAAUUGGCACAAAACAUUUGGUUUUAAAAAUGACUAAUAAAAUUCAAAUAAACUAU
Molecule: messenger RNA, 731 nt
Organism: Teleopsis dalmanni
Lineage: Eukaryota; Metazoa; Arthropoda; Insecta; Diptera; Diopsidae
Gene: Vkor
Product: vitamin K epoxide reductase complex subunit 1
Exons: 3
Coding region: 194-712 (172 amino acids)
Biological process (GO): vitamin K metabolic process; peptidyl-glutamic acid carboxylation
Molecular function (GO): vitamin-K-epoxide reductase (warfarin-sensitive) activity
Source: RefSeq, a predicted model, not a curated record